Molecule: messenger RNA, 1001 nt
Organism: Labeo rohita (rohu)
Lineage: Eukaryota; Metazoa; Chordata; Actinopteri; Cypriniformes; Cyprinidae
Exons: 5
Coding region: 201-932 (243 amino acids)
Source: RefSeq, a predicted model, not a curated record
UAAACAGAUUACAAUCUGUCUGAGCUGUUGAGAAAUAUGGUUUACUCAUUUAUCUGUUUUUACUUCUGGCUUUUAGAUGGGAAUGCGCCCCUGGUCUACCUAAAUGCUUCUAUGUUCCCGUGAAUCAUUCAUGAUCCAGCUUCACCAACAGUAGAAGUGUGUCUGUUGUUGAUACAGAUGAAACUGUGACAAUAUCAGCGAUGGAGGGAGAUUCUGUCACUUUAAAAACUGAUGUUACUGAAAUACAGAGAGAUGAUCUGAUAGUGUGGACAUUUAGACAUAACAGUUCAGAGACUCAUAUAGCUGAAAUCUAUAAACAGAUCAUCUCUAUGCAUGACAAUAAAGAGAAUAAUGAGAGAUUCAGAGGCAGACUCCAGAUAGAUGAGCAGACAGGAUCUCUGACCAUCACAAACAUCAACAAAUUGCACUCUGGACUUUAUAAAGUACAGAUCAUGAAAGGAGACGUCAAACACAAGAGCUUCAGUAUUGCUGUCUACGGUCUUCCUGUUCCUGUCAUCAGUGAUUCUCCUCAAAACCUUCCUGUAUCAAAAAAAUCAUCAGAGCAGAAAUGUUCAUUGCUGUGUUCAGUGGUGAAUGUGAGUCAUGUGAGUCUCUCCUGGUACAAAGGAAACAGUUUAUUGUCCAGCAUCAGUGUGUCUGAUCUCAGCAUCAGUCUCUCUCUACCUCUGGAGAUUGAGUGUCUAGAUGAUUCAUACAGCUGUGCAGUUGCUUAUUCAUCCAUUAACCAGACUAAACUUCUCAAUAGCACUGAUGUCUGUCAGACAUGUUCAGAUGUUCGACCUGUGAUUGUCAAACCACUGAUAUUUGCUGCUGUAUUUCUGCUGCUGCUGCUAGUGAGCUCAGUAUUAGCUAUGAAGAUAUUCUGUCACCGCAGGAUCUGCAAAGAAACAGCACAAGAAAGCAAGUAUUGACUGUUUAUGACAUAAUAGUGCACAAAAGUGCCAAUAAAAUCUUGUAACCUUCAUUUAAGGUGUGUGUGU